This is a messenger RNA of Carassius carassius (crucian carp), 1244 nucleotides long. RefSeq names its product glutamate-rich protein 1. Bases 279 to 1244 code for a protein of 321 amino acids. The transcript is spliced from 6 exons. Lineage: Eukaryota; Metazoa; Chordata; Actinopteri; Cypriniformes; Cyprinidae. The record is from RefSeq and is a predicted model, not a curated record.
UCGGAAGUAUAACAACGCUAAGCAGCAGCACGUCGGGAUUUUCUUUGCAGUUUAUGGCUUAUGUGUGCGAUUUUCUUGCUCAUUUUCUUAUAUGCGUUACAUUUUAAAUCCUUAAAUCUAAAUUAUUAAAAUAGUCAUAAAUUAAAGAUGGUACUCUUGAUCUGCGUCUUGCCAUUUAUUACUGUUUACACCUUAUCCAAAAGUAUAUUGUAAUUAUAAGAAUGGUGUGAAAUUGUGUAUGCUCUUGAGGAAAAAGGUUAUACAUUUCUGCCGCUGAUAUGUCCGUCAGAAAAGAAGUAUUCCAGUCCAAGGUCCUGCAAAGACUGUAUCCUGCUGCCCAGGAGCGGAGCAUACUUGCACCUGUGCCACCUGUAAAAAGACCUCAGUCAAUCCCACACAAGAAGUCAGGUAAUGAGAAGAGUACAGCUGUACAAGGUAAAAAGCUCUACACUGUUCUUCCUCCUCCUGAGGGCUACCUCAUUAAUAGUGAGGAGGAUUUGGUCACACCAUCCAAUCCAGAUCCCACUGACUCAGAGGACAGCCCAGCCGAUGCUGAUGACCAUGAGUUAUGUAAGAAGAGGAAAAGGAGGAGAAAGAAAAAAGUGUUACCCAAUACCACAGAGGAAGUACCCACCCCUGCAGCAGAGGGCGCUAUACUGGGCCAGACAGAUGCUGCACAUCCCAGUGAUGAAGGGGACACUGGAAGCUCAGUCAGCACAGAGCAGCUCAGCAAGAACAGAAAGAGGAAGAUGAAGAAAAAACGCCACAAAGAGAAAGUCCAAGCUCUUGGAUUGGUGCCUCGAGCAAGAGCUGUUGAAUUCACGUAUGCACAGACAGGAGAUGGAAAUUCAGAGGAGGUGCUCGACUUCCUUAGUUCCACACAGGAGAUCUACCUCUCUGAUCUCAAAUACUCUGGGUCCUGUGUAGAAAGCGGCCCCUCUCUCUCCCUCGCUGCAGCAGAGGCUCUGUUCUCUCGUCUCUCAGGCAGGACGCUGCCCCCUGCUGAGAUCUCUAGGCUGUGUGGACUUAGGGCUGUACUGGUGAAGAAUGAAGGGCAGUUAAAAUCACAGCUGCAAGAAUUCAGACACACAAGCACAUUACCUGCAGAUGAGGUUUCAGUAGUCUGCACACUUAUUGAGUAUUGGCUGGCAGAGAUUCUGCCCAUGCAGAGACAGCCGAGGACGCCCCCAGAUUCAGCGCCUGAGAGGAAAGUGACUGAAAUCUUCAGUCAUGCUGUUUUAUAG